AUGUACUCUCAGAUCCCAUCAGAAACAUCCAAGUCGCUUGGAGUGCCAGAAAGACGAUGGUACUGUGACCAGAGCCAUGUACUCGCUCUGUUGGGCUGCGUGAUAUGCUUUGUGGUUUCGAUCCUUGCUAUCCAACCUACGAUCGGACCUGCGUGGAGCCUGUCUUGGAAUCUAGGGUUGACUAACCAGCUGAUCGUCAUCGGAUUGUUGCUAAGUCUGAUGAAUGAAUGUACCGGCAUUCUUGCGCCGACAUUCUUCCUCAUUCUCGAGACCCGACGAACGAGCCCGACGCUGCAGAACUACGAGGCCAUUAUCAAGAAGAGCGUGUUUCUGGAUAAAGCAGACGUACGCUGGCGUGCAUGCUUCCUCCUCCUCACCCUCCUCCCUCUGGGACUCAGUGUGGCAUACAAGAAGCUCAUUGGAGGAAGCAGCACGAUAGAGAUCCAGAGCGACUUUCCACGGUUCUACGGCCUCGUGCCGCUUCCUCUGGGCACAUUCAACGUGAUGAACAAUUCGAUCUAUUACAUGAUCAAUGCAAGCAUUCCGUACAUAGCGGCAUCUUCAAGCGCUUGUUCGAUUCCGCAGUUCCCAGCCGUGUAUGGAUUUAACACGGUCAUCCUGGACAAUACAUCUACGGCGUUGCUGGACUUACCUUCGCCAGACUUUCUCUCUUCUAUCCAGCAGAACCUGACCGAUGGUGAAUCUUGGAGCAUGUCAGCGGCAGUGGGUGGAACAGUCGCCCGAUACAAUUCAUUAACAUCGUCCUAUAAAGACAAUGAUGCCUUUUGGACCGCUGCUUUCAACCACUCCUAUAACCCCACCGGUCUGUCGACGAUCUCCCUCUACAAUGGCUAUCAGAUGGGGAUGAUUAAUGGCUUGGACAGCUUGCAUAGUGAGAACCCGGGCCCGUAUUGUCUAAUUGGCUUCUUCAAGGGAGAUGCAUACGGGCUGAACAUCUACAGCAACACAACUGAAUCCACCAGUCUCGCUUUCAGAAAGAACGCCUACAAGUUUGACAUCCAGCAAGAAAAGUGUCAGGCACAGUGGACAGUGACCCGCAGUAGCAUCCAACUGACCAGUGGCCACUGUACUGGAGAAAGGACAAAGCAAGUUGUUUUCAACAGCACCACGCCGUAUUACGCCGACACGCUGCCUCUUUUGGCGACAUGGUUGAUUCGGUACUCCCCAGCACAAUCCCAGAGCCAGUCGCCGUGGCUGCUCCCAUCAUUGACGACCUCCGUUGCAAGCAUGUUCUGGGCUCGCAUCAUCUACAUGGAUCCGACAAACAACGUGUAUCCUGAAAUGUACUAUCCCCCAACUAGCAAAACUAUCCAUUCCACACGGUUAACCCUUAAGGCGAAUUGGGGUCUGUACCUCACACUAUGCAUCCACCCGGCCAUCUGCACGGUGAUGCUGCUUUCAAUCUGCUUCUGCUACAAAACCCCCAUCGGAAAGGGAUUCGGUUUGAUCUCAGUUUUGUCGGGCGUCCGAGGAGAUAAUCUUGACCAGCUGCGGGGCGCCGGUUUGUCAGGAACUCUGACAAGGACAGUUCCGAUGAGAAUCAUUGUCCAGGAUUCAUCUCGUUCUCAUCCGAGGAUUCGAUAUUCAUUGGGAGACGGGCUUGAGGCCACGGGCGAGUUAGAUAUAAAGGAGACGUACUGUUAG
Aspergillus thermomutatus is the source of this 1665-nucleotide messenger RNA. RefSeq lists its product as uncharacterized. The record is from RefSeq and is a predicted model, not a curated record. Bases 1 to 1665 code for a protein of 554 amino acids. The transcript has a single exon. Lineage: Eukaryota; Fungi; Ascomycota; Eurotiomycetes; Eurotiales; Aspergillaceae.